Messenger RNA from Metarhizium album ARSEF 1941, 3072 nucleotides. Its product is annotated as WD domain, G-beta repeat containing protein. The transcript has 3 exons. The record is from RefSeq and is a predicted model, not a curated record. NCBI's taxonomy places the organism in Eukaryota, Fungi, Ascomycota, Sordariomycetes, Hypocreales, Clavicipitaceae. Gene Ontology annotation, biological process: TOR signaling; regulation of actin cytoskeleton organization. Gene Ontology annotation, molecular function: protein binding. Bases 1 to 3072 code for a protein of 1023 amino acids. Gene Ontology annotation, cellular component: TORC2 complex; TORC1 complex.
AUGAGUGUCGCGCUGACGGCAACGGCUCCUCCCGUCGUCAUCGACUUGACCAUCGACACGCCGACAACAUUUGGGCCUCUGCCGCCGCCCUGCAACCAUGCUGGCCCUACGCAGUCGCUUCAACUGACUUCGGAACAGCCGCCUGCCAAGAAACGACGCUUAGCGAGUGACAGCCCAGCGGCGGGGGAUCUCAAGACAUGUGUGCGGGAGCACCUUCUUCCCCACGUGCAAAAAGCAGUCGAUGAGCUGUCAUCAGAUGUCUAUCUCGUGGACAGUAUUGCAAUCCAGGCCGUCACUAGCUUGCUCCGGAGCACAAACUUUCCAGAAAGAGUGCAACUUAGUAAUGGUCUACUUGCUGCGGAGGACACCGCGCAUAUAGAGGGCUUGGCUACCAAAGUUGUCCAGCAACUAGCGAGUCUUCCGGAAUACCAAGUCCUAGAACCCCGCUCGACCAAGGAGGCGGCCAUAUUGCCGGCACGGGAAGCACCCAAUCCCACGCUGCUAUCACGACACAAGGUUAUCCAGCCUCUCGAGUUUGCUCAGCCGGCUUCCAAUUCCUGUACAGGCCCGACCCCGGUUCCUAGACCGAGAACUCGACCGCGAUACGUUGCACCAAAGACUAGUCACAGCCUGCCAACUCCUAGUAAGUGGCUACAGCUGCGGCGGCGGCCUUACCUUCAACACUCGGCCCGUCAAGAUAUUGCCCAGGGGGUGAAGCAUCGCGUCCACGUAGCACGUGACAAGGUGCAGUUUCCGGCCGUGUAUCAUGCCGACUUUUCCUCGCUUGAGAUCGCAGAGAUUAUGAAACUCGUCGGACAGCACCUUUCAAAGCCUAUUCCAUGGACGAGGGAAGGUCUAGUGCAGAGCUUACGACACCUCGAUGUUCCCCAAAUCGUCGGUAACUCAGUGAGCGGACGGACAAAAUAUGACGUAUACAAUUUGUGCUCCGACCUCUCUGCCGGUAAAGCCAGCCAUCCAGACGAUUUACGGGUGCUGUCUCUAGAGGAAGCCAGCCCCGAGAGAAGAGCACGGAACCGACGCGCCAACCACUUGCCCGCCUUAAUUCUGGCUCGAGAGUUGGAGGGAAACAUUGGCUUUGGUAGAAUGAGACGGUAUGAGAACUUCCAAAGUGGGUUUCAAACAUACCACGAAGACGGCCUUUCACUCGUCGCCGAGUUUACCAACUGUGCGGGAGACAUUUCUGCCAUGUCCUGGGUACCAGAUGGUAAUAUUGUAUGUGGUACCACGGCACACUCGGACGCACACAACCAGCAGUACAACAAGCCUGGCAAUCUGUUACUUUGCUCCACAACAAAGGGCACGCUUCGUGCCUUUCCAGACCAUCGAAUACCACGGCCAAUUGUGGAAAAGGGGGAAAAUUCGACGGAGGCCAUGCGUCAGAGCCAAGACCCCUGGCUGUACUCGUCUGUCGUGUCGACCGACUACGAUGACAAGAAUGGUAGAGCCUUCACCUCGAGCUUUGACAAGACCGUCAAGGUCUGGAGUGUAGAUGAGGAUGGGACUUGCAUGAAAGCCACAGCGACUUGGCACCACCAAGGCAACGUCAAUUUCGUCGUCGCCGCCAAGGACGGGUCUGGGCGAGUGGCCACGGCUGCAGAUGUCCCCAGUCAAGCCAUUCGCGUUUAUACGGUCGAUCCAAGCAAUGUACAAGAGAGUGGUUACUACACCAUAUCCUGCACUCGAACCGACGCGGACGGAUCAGACAAAUGGGCCUAUUGCCCUGCUACAAUGCAAUGGGGGCGAACGCCUGGGACACACCAUCUGCUGGCCAUAGGCUACUCCCCUCGCAGCUUCAGCGGCGACGAUGCCAACAUUCCAGAAGACAAGGCUCACAGUGGUGAGAUUGUACUAUGGGACGCCGAGCGGAGAUGUCAAGUACCUGUCCUGACUGUCACGACGGCAAACGUUUUCGAACUCGUGUGGCAUCCUUCCCUCCCAGUCUUCGUCGUUGCCACGUCGCCGUCGGGACUUAUUGUCGAGCAAGGCGUACGGACACAUGUCCACAUCUUUCAACUGGACAGGGAGCGCAAGGAUGGUGCGUACAGCGAGUUUCAAAAACUUGAUUGCUACGGUUCCGAUAUCAACGAGCUUACCAUCAUGCCAAACUCUUUGCGCCACUCCUACAUCUCAGCAGCCUGCACAGAUGGGCGCGUAUACAUCUGGGACACAGCGCAGGGCGAUCUGCCCAUCCACAUCCUCAAGCACGGGGAACCCCUGGGCCCCGUCAUCUUUGACCGAGAAAGGGAAGACGAAGGCGUCAAGUUUACCGCCUGGGGAGCAACCCCGGACCGCUUCUACACCGGUUCAAGUGACGGCGUCGUCAAAGUAUGGAACGUGCGGCGCAAGCGCAGUCCGUUUGUCAGGAAUCUCCUCGAGGCUCCCGGCCCCAUAACGUGCGGCGUCUUUUCACCAAACCACACCAAGCUCGUCGUCGGCGACGCAACGGGCCGUGUCUUUUUCUUCUCAGUAGACCAUCGUGACGAGCUAGACUCGCACUUCAUCACAAUCCCGGGCACGAACCGUCGCGUCCGCCGUCCAAAACCGUUCAUCCCCCACCCGGAACCCGAGCCUCCAGCGACGUCCUCCUGUUCCUCGUCUCCGCUUUCCGUUCCUACCCCGUCAGAUUCGUCCAUUGCAGAGUACUCGCGACACCGAUACCUGUCCUCAAACAGUCUCGUUCUCCAUCGAAACCCAGUCAUCGGCGCCGUCCAAGGCCCAGCAUAUCCCUCGACGGGACUCUUCCGCCCGGACGCCCACGCCCACUUCGACCCCCUAGGUCCUUUGCUCCCCGAAUUCGAGAGGAAUCAACGCGCGACGGUAGACGCAAGUCUCGGUCCCCGCACGAGGUCUUUCCGCAGGUUGAAAGGACCGCCUGUCCAAACUUGGGCUGAAAAAACGCUUCAUGAUGAGAACGUGGCCCGGGACUUUGACCCACGUUCCCUGGACAACUGGUCUUUUUGCCAGCUGGUCAAUCUCCGGGUCAGGCUCAAUAUGGAUGGAGAUGAGGGGUGGGAGUUUGAGUAUGAGGAUAUGCCCGCGGACGCGGAUUGA